Papilio xuthus (Asian swallowtail) is the source of this 1663-nucleotide messenger RNA. The record is from RefSeq and is a predicted model, not a curated record. Lineage: Eukaryota; Metazoa; Arthropoda; Insecta; Lepidoptera; Papilionidae.
GUCUAUGCCAGGCCAGUUUGGCAGAUUGUUGUUUUGUCUUGUUUUAGAUUUUUAUUGUGAUUUCCAGUGUUUCGGAAGGUAUCAAUUUAUUCUUAAUAGUAUCUACUAGCCUUCAAAAUGUCUCUUUAUCCGUCGCUGGAAGAUAUGAAUGUAGAUAAUAUGGUGAGGAGUCAAAUGGCUCAAGUACAUGCUCCUCCACCUUAUAACCCAGUGGCUAUGCAAAGACCUUCCACUGGACCGGUCUAUCCUGCACUAGCUGACUACAUGGGCCUUGAACUAUCUCAAGAUACUAUUGCUCUCAAUAUGCCAGAAUACCAGAUUCAAACUAUGCAACCAUCUGGCUCACUAGCAACCUUAGUUGCACCACUUUCAUCUCAAUCCCUUAGCUUGGCUAAAGCAACUGUCACUCAAGCUAUACGCCAAGUAGUAUUGUGCAAAGACCGUGAUGGUAAAUGCGGAUUGAGACUGCACUCUGUAAACAAUGGAGUAUUUGUUUGUUAUGUGGCUGAUGGCAGCCCGGCAGCACUUGCUGGGUUGCGUUUUGGUGACCAAGUGCUGGAGAUCAACAAUGUGUCACUGGCAGGUAUGACAAUGGAUCAAUGCCACGCAAUAUUGAAGAAAGCUCCUACUAAUGGAAUCACUAUGGCUGUUCGUGACAGACCUUUCGAGAGAACUAUUACACUUCAUAAAGAUUCUCUCGGCCAUGUGGGCUUCCAAUUCAAGGACGGUAAUAUUGUGGGGUUAGUGAAGGACUCUUCAGCAGCUCGUAACGGCUUGCUCACAGAUCAUCAGCUAUUGGAAAUAAACACAAUAAAUGUUGUGGGCUUGAAAGAUAAGGAAAUUGCUCGUGUUAUUGAAGCAAGCCCAUCUGUUGUAAACAUUACAAUAAUUCCAGUUUAUAUUUACAAGCACAUGAUAAGCAAGAUGUCAACUUCGUUGUUCAAGGCACAGGACCGCACACCCGCUGUUUAAAUGAAGAAAAAUUUUAUUCGUAUUUUGAUCACAUAUUAUUUCACAUGCUAAGUAAAUCACAUUUUUUUUAUUUAUCACCCUUAUAUAGAUAUAAUAUAGUAUUUAUAAUAGUCAGUAGGGGCUGUGAGAAUAAAUUCUAUACCAAAAUUUUCUAUUAACCUUGUUAGUGUUUGUGAGAUUUAAUAUUUUGUCUAAAUUAUGAAUGCACAUGCUUUGCUGAGAUUAUGAGUGUUGCUUAUGUUGAUUAUUUCGCGAUCUGACAGAGUUUGUUACACAGCUUUUACCAAUGUGAUUUAGGUUUAUUAUAAUAUAUUUGUAUUUAAGAUUUAUGUCUUUACAAUUUAUUGUGCCAAAUCUGAGCACUGACUAAUUCUGAUAUUAAAAUGACAUCAAAGAUUUAUAAUAUUUUAAAGAUGUGACAUAUUAAAAAAUCAAUUACUCAUAAACAUUUUUAAAUGUAUUUCUGAUGUUGGUAAUAAUGACUGGAUUUUGUAUGAACAUAGAUUAUCAAAAAUAUUCAUUUAUAAUUACAUUCCUAUUCAUUUUUAUAUGACGGUUUUUUUAUAAACAUUGUUGUAAUUAAUGUUAAGUUUAACGUACAUAUAUUGAAAAUACUAUAAUGGAACUCUUCACAUUUUAAGAUGAAUAGAUUUGUAAACUAGUAAAUGCCAUAUGUAUUAAUAAUUUUAAU